Molecule: messenger RNA, 2654 nt
Organism: Dendronephthya gigantea
Lineage: Eukaryota; Metazoa; Cnidaria; Anthozoa; Malacalcyonacea; Nephtheidae
Product: paraplegin-like
Exons: 23
Coding region: 102-2429 (775 amino acids)
Biological process (GO): protein-containing complex assembly; mitochondrial protein processing
Cellular component (GO): m-AAA complex; membrane
Molecular function (GO): ATP-dependent peptidase activity; ATP hydrolysis activity; metalloendopeptidase activity
Source: RefSeq, a predicted model, not a curated record
CAUGGCGGUCAUAUUAAAUGGACGAAAGAACAUCAAAUAUUGGCUAUAUUAUAAUAGCUAAAUCUCACUUUAGAUUUAAGAUCAUGUAGAGCUCUUUCUAAAUGUACAAGAUGUACACCGUACGAGCAAAGAGCACCUUUGUACUACGUUCUGCAAUGCACAGAACGAUCACAAGGACGAAUCUUAUGCAAUGCCAGCAUUCCAUUGUGAAGCGAUCAAAUAGGGGAAAAUCAACAAAUGGAUGUGAAAAAACUAUUUGUAGUCUUACUAUUGAGCGUUUCUUCAGUGGUUGGGUGGGAAAACGAGAAGAACUAAGUAAAAUCAGACGGUUUUCCCAGGUCCUCGUUAGGCAACCUCACGCAAAAUUCGCGAAUCUAAAAGUUAUACCUGGUGGUUUCUUAAGUCAAAUACUGGAGGAAAGUCGGAGUAAGCAAGGACGACUUGCUCUGUUUACAAACAUGGACAAUAAAUCAGAUUCCAAUAAAUCCCGACCUCCAGAAAAUCCUAACUCUGGUUUUACUGAUCCAAAUGGGGUGAACACUUUCCUGCUGUUGAGUUUUAUACUAGGAGCUUUGUAUCUUCUUGGUUCAAAUGGAGACCCUGUGCCAGAGAUCACAUGGAACACAUUCCAUCGGGAAAUGCUCAUGACAGGAGAGGUAGAGAAGUUAGAUAUUGGACACACUCGAGAUAUUGUGUAUGUUUAUUUGUACCGAGGGGCUAUUGUGGCGGGAAAAGAGGUGCGAUCAUUCGGUCCUCAUUACCGACUACAAGUUCUAAACGCGGAAAGUUUCGAAGAGAAAUUGAUUAAUGCAUACAAAGAUCUCGGGAUAUCCCCAGAUGAAUAUUUACCGAUCAAUUAUCGAGUGGAAAAUGAACUUGUUGGAGCAUUCGUCAGUGCCGCUAGCAGUCUCAUUAUAUUUGGUGCCCUGUGGUAUAUGUUUUUUUACCGUGGAAAAUCUGGUGGAGCAUCCAGGAGCAGCAAUCUUUUCGGCGAUAAUAAUCCCUUUAAAGAUCGCGGGAAAGCUAAGGCGACUAUUAUAGAAGCUGGUCGGAACAAUGACAUUAGACUGAAAGAUGUUGGAGGAAUGGGCGAAGCCAAGGAGGAAGUUCUUGAAUUUGUGGACUACUUGAAAUCACCAAACAGAUAUAAAGAAUUGGGAGCGAAAAUACCCAAGGGAGCUCUCUUGGUUGGACCUCCGGGUACUGGUAAAACAUUGUUAGCAAGGGCGAUUGCCACAGAAGCGAUGGUUCCAUUUCUCUCCAUGGCUGGUCCGGAAUUUGUCGAAAUGUUUUCUGGUGUCGGAUCUGCUCGUGUACGAGAUUUAUUUGAUCAAGCUAAGAAACGAGCGCCUUGCAUUGUAUAUAUUGAUGAACUGGAUUCCAUUGGAAGAUCAAGAAAAACAUCCGGUUUGACAGGCGGUGAAAACGAGCAGGAAAAUACAUUGAUACAAUUGUUAGUCGAAAUGGAUGGAAUGAAUUCCAUUGAUGGAGUCAUAAUGCUGGCUUCAACCAAUAGAGCCGACAUUUUGGAUAAGGCUUUACUCAGGCCAGGUAGGUUUGAUCGACUGAUAAACAUUGAUCUACCCACAUUGGCCGAACGAAAGGACAUCGUUAAGGUUCACUUGAGUAAACUGAAGCUUCAAAAAGAUAUAAAUGAAUAUGUUCAAAGAUUGGCAGAACUUACACCUGGAUAUUCUGGAGCUGACUUGGCCAAUAUUUGUAACGAGGCCGCACUCCAUGCGGCACGCCUGAACGAGACGACUGUGGAUACGAAGAAUUUUGAUUAUGCCGUGGAAAGAAUUAUAGCAGGUAUGGAAAAAAAGACCCAUGCAAUGUCUUCAGUUGAACGAGAAAUGUUGGCAUAUCACGAGGCGGGUCAUGUUAUUGUUGGUUGGAUGUUGCAACACGUCGACCCACUAUUAAAGGUUUCCAUUGUGCUCCGAACCAGUGCUGCCUUGGGCUAUUCUCAAUAUUUUCCAUCUGACCAGAAAUUGUAUACGACUGAACAGUUGCUCGAUCGCAUGUGCUUGGCUCUUGGUGGACGAGUGGCUGAGGGGAAAAUCUUCCAAAAAAUAACCACAGGGGCGGAGGAUGAUUUAAAAAAGGUGACGGACAUUGCAUACAAACAGAUUGCCUCAUACGGUAUGAACGCCAGGGUUGGAAAUAUUUCGCUGCCUCAAAAGAAAGCGAACGAGUUGGGCAAGAAACCUUACAGCGAUAAACUAAGUCGACUUAUUGAUGAGGAAGUUCGAUCGUUGAUCUCGAAAUGUUACAAACGAACGGAGUCCCUUAUUGAGAGACACACGGAGGAGCUUCAGAAGGUAGCCCAAGCGUUGCUAAAACACGAGGUCCUAAACUAUGAGGAUAUCGAAAAGAUUAUUGGUGAACGACCCUAUCCUGACUCUCGUAAACCAGAAACACUUUCUUAGCUCGAUGACCCGGACUUCACGACGCCAGAUACGCCAAUCCGCAUAGUCACGAUAUCAAAUUUAACUGCAUCACCUACGAGUUCUCUGUUGUUUCAUAAUUCGAUAAUUUUAAGGGCCAGACGUCGAAGCAGCAAAAUAUAAGAUAAAUUUAUGGUGUGUUGUAAAAAUUUAACAUUUAAGUUAAAAGCUACGAAUAAGAUUGUAAAGAUACAGUGUGUGAGAUUU